This is a messenger RNA of Fragaria vesca subsp. vesca, 1668 nucleotides long. RefSeq names its product phosphatidylinositol:ceramide inositolphosphotransferase 2-like. The coding region runs from base 409 to 1350 and encodes 313 amino acids. The transcript is spliced from 12 exons. NCBI's taxonomy places the organism in Eukaryota, Viridiplantae, Streptophyta, Magnoliopsida, Rosales, Rosaceae. Gene Ontology annotation, molecular function: ceramide cholinephosphotransferase activity; inositol phosphoceramide synthase activity; sphingomyelin synthase activity. Gene Ontology annotation, cellular component: trans-Golgi network; Golgi membrane; endoplasmic reticulum membrane. The record is from RefSeq and is a predicted model, not a curated record. Gene Ontology annotation, biological process: ceramide biosynthetic process.
UUUUGGUGUUUGAAUUGAAUUCGUUUUGGUUUUUUUUCGUUCUUCUUCUUCUUCUUCGUUCUCUCUCUCAACUGUCGCCCCCGUGUUGAACUCGCGUUCUGGUCCAACACUACUAGACAGCCCCAGAGAGAGAGAGAAGACCCCCACCCAUUCCCCAUUCAUAAAAUCUAAGAACGAAUCAAAUUCUCGUUAUUCCAAAACGCGCUUUUUCUCUUUUCCGUUUUCUGAUUUAUCAACAAAAUUUGAAACGAUUCGGCAGCAGCCACCGGUUUUAGAUCUAUUUGAUCCGUUUAGACGACGGCGUUUUGGUGAGAGAGAGGAUCAGGGAAUGAUGGUGAGGUUGACUUUGUGAAGUAAUAUGGAAGUUGUGCUUGAACGUGUAAUCAUAACCGCAACAAGAUUGAGAAGAUGACGCUUUACAUUGGCCGUGAGUCGUCCAAGCUUUGGAAGAGAAUUUGCGCUGAGUUAGUUACCGAGAUCAAUUUACUUGCGGCGAAUUGGAAGUAUCUUCUUGCUGGUAUUGUUGGUCAGUACAUACAUGGUCUAGCAGCUCGAGGAGUUCAUUACAUACAUCGUCCAGGGCCAACACUCCAGGAUGCUGGUUUCUUUCUUCUUCCGGAGCUGGGGGAAGAGAGAGCCUACAUCAGUGAAACCCUGUUCACCUUCAUCUUUUUAUCCUUUGUCUUGUGGACUUUUCAUCCUUUCAUAUUCAAGAGCAAAAAGAUAUACACAGUUCUAAUAUGGUGUAGGGUUCUAGCAUUUUUAGUGACUUGUCAAUUUCUUCGAAUCCUCACAUUCUACUCCACCCAGCUUCCUGGUCCAAAUUACCAUUGUCGUGAGGGAUCUAAACUUGCCAGGUUGCCUCCUCCAGAGACUGUAUUUGAGGCCCUUGUGAUUGUGCCAAAGGGUGUACUAUAUGGCUGUGGCGACUUGAUUUUUUCAUCACACAUGAUCUUUAGUCUCACCUUUGUGCGCACUUAUCAGAAAUACGGCACACAAAGAUUUAUAAAGCAGUUGGCUUGGUUGCUCGUUGUGAUCCAGAGUUUGUUGAUUGUGGCAUCCCGCAAACAUUACACAGUUGAUGUUGUUGUUGCAUGGUACACUGUUAAUUUGGUUGUAUUCUUUAUCGACAAGAAAUUAGCAGAAUUACCUGACCGGUCAGUUGCAUCAUUGUUGUUACCACUAAGCACAAAGGACAAGGACAGCAAGACUAAAGAAGAGAAUCACAAGCUAUUGAAUGGAAUGUCUGGAGACCCUGCUGAUCGGAGGCAAAGAACUCAAGUUAAUGGCAAGAUAUCGGAAGAUGGAAACACAGUAGUGCAUGCCGAUGCUACAAUGAACGGUGCAUAGAAUGGAAUGAUGUUUUCUGCAAAACAGGAGAGCUCUGCUUAAAUGGAAAUGGUUUGGUUAGGAGUCUUUAGGACCUUGGCUACGCCUCGCGGUUUGUUGUAUCUCUAGUGGAAAUGAAAAUGGAAUUCGGGCUAUAGUGUUUUUCACAUUUUUGCAGUCCUCUUUCUUCUGUUCUAUUUAAGAUCAUGAUCAGCAUGUACCAUGGACUUACAUUUGUUCAUAGAAUGAAAAUCUUCUGUGCUUUUAGGAAAAGGGGAAAAACGCUGUGAAAAGAAAUGCCAUCAUCCUCAUGUCACAAGAUAUGAGGCAUUAUUGCUU